AGAAAUGACGUACGAAUAAACACACUUACAAAAUAUCGUAAAAACAACAAAAGUUCACACUCUCCUGUUUCGGUUAUUUCUUUCUUAUUGGCUGGUCCUGUAAAACCCUGAGGUGAGCAAGUAUACGCAAGUUGUGGUAUUUUGCGAAGAAAAGAUUACACCACUUCCCCGCAAAGGGAACGUCUUGCCAAGCGUCCGCUUGGAGCAGUGAAGUGUUCUUCGCGUGUCGUGGGGGAAGGUGGGAAAAAGAAAGUGGCCGUGUAAAGGUUUGCCUGCCAGCCCCGAUCGAAACUCGACGUCCAUUGGUGCGGCCUGCGAGACGCCAUCGACCAUUUUGCGGCAGCCCCCUCUAGAUCAAAAGCACUCAAGACGCCGAUCGUAGCCGAGAAACUGCCCCGCAGACGAGGUCAAGCUUUUGGCUCAAAAAUUGCUCUUCGGUCGAAAAGGCAGCAGCCACCUCGUCGGAAGCUGGUCCAUCCUCCAUUUAUGGAGCUUCCGAGGAACCUGCACGAUUGCUACUUCUUUUACUAUUCGACAUGUAAAAAGGGGACAAACUGCGAGUACCGCCAUGAGCCAGCGGCACUUGGGCAUGAGAAGACCUGCAAGCUGUGGGCAGAGGGCAAAUGCUACAACCGCACCUGCACGAUGCGCCACAUGAAGAUCGAAAAGCCGCGCUCGGCCACGCCGUGCUUCUGGGAGGAUCAGCCGGGCGGAUGCCGCAAGCCGCAUUGUGUGUUCCAGCACAAGAUACCGAAGCCCGCGCAGCCGACGACGAGCAAUGUGGGCGUUCCGGUGCAGCCGGCAGCUGCGGCCGCCGCAGCCAACGCAGCAGCCGCCCAUCUUAUGCACUCGACUUCGGCCGCAGUCGUCCUGGACUAUAACUAUGCAACCUUGCUGCCGAGAAUCAUCUAAGCCCGGUGCACAGGGACACACAGCUGGAUGAACCGAUCGGCAAUGCCCGUCAGCCGCAGUAGUGGCAGUCACACAUACACUUUGCGGAAAAGAUUAAAUUGUAACUCUCUUGUUUCUCUCUCUACGCUAAUGGUGGGAGUGCGCGCCGAAUUGCUUACAUCUGGAUAGAUACAAUGGGCAGCGGACUAAUGCUGCCUGAAAACGUUAUUCUUCUCCCUUCUGCGCAUUGCAUAGCGCAUUAUACAUUAUUCUUAAAUGGUUUUCGGCAAUAAUCAGCUACAAGUUUGUAUUUAUUAUAUUUAUUAUUUUUUCCUUGCUUAUCAUAUCAUGUUGUUAUUAUCGCAAACGAAAUUCACAUUUACAGAUCAGUAAAUAGUGUAUAUCCAACGGUUUACUCAAUAACAAAAAUAGUGAAAUCUGUUAAUCGAUCAAUCGGUUUUCCGUUAAAGAAACGCAAAUUAUGAGUUGGGUUGAAAAUUGGACAGUUAAGAGAGGAUUAAUUCAUGCAUUUGUAGAGGAAAUUACGUACAUGCAAAUUGCGAAACAAAUAGGGAUGCUUUUGAUUGGAAGAAAGCGAAGUUAAACAAGCUGCAACCAAUUUAGCGAAGGGAACGAUAGCGAUCAUCGUACCGACACGAAGAAACAACUAGCCAAAAGCAUUUGAAACUCAAAGUCACAGUUAUGCAUGUGUUUUCGCUGCUAUCUAAGACUCAUUUGCAAUGUUUUUUUUUUUUUGUAUCAUGUAAAUCAAAGCAUAAAGGAUAGAUGAUUGUUCUUGCAAUAGAUAGUUCACAACCGCUGAUCAUUCGGAUACACACAUGGUUCGUUAUUUUUCGGUGAAGGUUUGUGAUUGAAAGUUCCUUAAGCGAUAAAAACAACAAAAAUCCUGAAAAAAGAAAAACAAUAAAAAUAGAAUCAAUGCAAGUUAGUAAAACAAUUACAGAGAGAAUAGAAAAAUCACAGAUGAAGGAGCAGAAAAAGAAAAAUAGAGCAUUACAGUAUGGAAUUUGGAGUCAAGUAAUACAUCAAGAGUAUAGAAAUAUAAUCGUUUCAUUGAAUACUGGUCGUACAUUGCAGGCAGCGUAAAAAUAAAUACAAAACGAAUCAUGAUAUAUGAAGCAUGUUCUGCUAUGAACGAAGGAGAACACGAGCAAAACUCUGUAACCAUGCUAUACAUAUGUGUACUACGGUGAGUGUGUCGUACAGUCAUGCGUAUGUAAUUGAGAAUGCAAAUAGGAACAAAAAGGAAGUCGUCUGCUACACAUGGAAAUAUUCCAAAUUAUGAUCGUCACAUGAAAUGGCAUACAGAUCCAACAGAGAUAGCUUAGCCCGAUACACAAUUACUAGCCCGAUUAUCCCGAGGUACUCCUUUAAGUAUGGAACACACAAGCAAAGGAUUCUCAUUUUAAUAGGUCAUUUGAGUGUAUUUACACAGUUUGGAAUUGCAUGCUGUUGGCUUGGUUUAGAGUUCUUUUGAGUGGCAUUCGAUAGACUUCAUUGAAGCUGUACGACGUGUAAUGGCAAAAGAUAUCUCGAUUUACCGUAAGCAAACUAUAGGUAAUAAAACUUGCACUCACUCACACAUACACACACACAAACCAUAUGAUCUAGCAAAGGUUUCGUUCGGAUUUGCAUUCUAAAUUGAAUGACUACCACGGAUAAGAGUUAAAAGGUAUUGGGCGUAACAUAAAGUGGUCUAUAAUCGCAAAAUUUAAACGUAAUAAACAAGUAAUCAAUGGAUUGAA
Molecule: messenger RNA, 2657 nt
Organism: Anopheles merus
Lineage: Eukaryota; Metazoa; Arthropoda; Insecta; Diptera; Culicidae
Product: zinc finger CCCH domain-containing protein 11A-like
Exons: 1
Coding region: 487-912 (141 amino acids)
Molecular function (GO): metal ion binding
Source: RefSeq, a predicted model, not a curated record